This is a messenger RNA of Emericellopsis cladophorae, 4917 nucleotides long. RefSeq lists its product as uncharacterized. Gene Ontology annotation, biological process: deadenylation-independent decapping of nuclear-transcribed mRNA. The transcript is spliced from 2 exons. Lineage: Eukaryota; Fungi; Ascomycota; Sordariomycetes; Hypocreales; Bionectriaceae. Bases 1 to 4917 code for a protein of 1638 amino acids. Gene Ontology annotation, molecular function: protein binding. The record is from RefSeq and is a predicted model, not a curated record. Gene Ontology annotation, cellular component: P-body.
AUGGCGUCCAACGGCGCCGAUCGCACAUCAAACUUGCUGAACCUUCUCAAGUUCAGCGGCUCUGGUGCCCGUGAUCAACAGGCCCAGCAGCCAUUGCAGACACAGCAGCAGCAGCCGCAGCCGCCCAUUGGGUCCCAGCCGGCCCAGUCGUCGCAGCAGCAUUCGCCUGCUGUCGAGCAUCAGCCGCACCACCAUCAGCAUCACGCACCACUGUCGCCGCCGCAGCAAAGCUACCAACAGACCUAUCAGCAAAACUCAAACCAGAACCAAAAUCAGAAUCAGCACUACCUAGGGUAUCAGCAGCAACCGCCGCAAUCGCAUCAAUACCAGAUGCAGCCACAGCAGGCUCAUGAAUCGCAUGCCGAGUACCAGCACCGUAUUCAUCAGCCUGCACCCGCAGCGGCUGACCCUAAAGGCUUGCUCGCCGCGCUGAUGCGUGGUGCUCAUGACUCUGAGUCGCCUGCUCCCCGACCUCACGAGCAGCAACACUCGCAGCAUGCUCAGCAGCAGCAUGUCCAGUCGCCUCCUCAGCAGUCUCAGCCUGCCCAACAGCAGCAGCAGCAGCAGCAGCAGCAGCAGCAGCAACAGCCCCAAGCCAACCCCUUUGGCAGUGGAGGCUCGCCGCCGCCUGAGACGAGGUCGUAUCUCCUCAAUCUGCUCAAUCGCCCCAAGCCGAGCCAGAAUGAACAGCCGAUGAUGGCCGAGACGUCACGAUCGAACAACGACACCCCGCAGUCUCCCGAUUUAGGCGAGCACACUCGCGAGUUCUUGUCUCAAUUCUCCCAGCAAACUUCGGUCGAUGCGUACGCUGCUGCCAAGCAGUACCAGGCCCAGACGUACGGACAAGGCUAUGGCAACGAGCAACAUCACCCUCAGCAGCAACAGAAGUCGGAUGACCCUGGCAAUGUCGAGCUCUAUCAGCAGUUGAUGGGAACCUUGGCACAAAAGUCGUCUCCCCACGGCAGUGCUGCCGCCCACUCUGCGUCCGCCUCUGUGGCUGGUCAGCCCUUCCAGGUCCUCAUGAAGGACCACUCCUCCCCGGCUGGCUCCCAGCAUCAUGGUUCUCAGCGUGGAGCAAAUGAGAGCCACCACGAUCACCGAAGCCCUGCCAUGAGCCCCCAAGACCUUCACCGUCAUAAGGCGAACCGCACUUCGUCACUUCACUCUCACCAGUCUGCGUCCGUCUCCAAGCCAACUCCGACGUCGAUGGAAUUCGAGCGUCAUGGCGCGCCCGAGCACAAGGAAACUGUCUCGGAAGCUGUCACUGAUCUUGGCCCCAAGGCAGACCGCGACGCUCGCGAGGCGUUGAACAAGGCCGAGCAUGAGCGUUCCGAGGCUGAAAUCGCCGACGAGCUCGACAGAAUGCUCAACGCCGACUCUGAUGCCGAGUUCAAUCGCAACGCCCGCAACGUAGCUCGCGAACUGCAGGACGAGCUCGACAAGAGCGAGAACGAGGGCGCCCUUGACCAGACGCUGCCCCGUGAGGUGGCCGACACUGUUCGCGAGAUUGUCGACGAGACGGCCCAAGGUGUGGCGGACAGCUGGGAGAGCGCAGACCAGGAGGAGAUUGUGGUCAUCGAGGAGAGAGAGGAGCCACCUGUCAAGGUCUUCAACUUCCCCAUGAAGCCAUGGAUCUCGGUCAGUCUCCUAGCGGGCACUGCCGAACCACGUCCAGAGUUUCGCUAUGAAGCUGUUAUGGAUGUCGCCCGUCUUAAAAAGGAGUUUGACCAGAUCGACCGCAACCUGUACACUGCCUCGCCCAAUUACAUGACCUACGGCAUGUCCAAGCAGGGCGGUCUGCGCAUCAUCCGCCAGGAGGAUGGGAAGGACGCCAAGGUCUUCACCGACACCAAGGACCGCAUAUUCAACGUGGCCAUGUCGGUGACACCCGCUGACUAUGAGGGCACCUACCGCGAAGCCAUCAUUGGUACCGGCAUCAGUGGCACCGUCUACUGGGUGCAGAUCAGAGACGGAGAGAAGGACCAUACCGAAGAUGCGCACCUCGAGCAAUACGGCUUUGCCUUGCCGCCCAUGAGCUCGUCGGAGGGUGACACCCCCGGCGGCGUGCUCAAGACUCGCGCGCGGGCUUCUACCAGCCACCCCGGCUUCUUCGCCGUUGGCCGUGGCAAGACCAUCAACUUUGUCUGGCCCUCCUACAUCAUGCAGAACAACCUUUUCAAGCCAGGCCACGACCGCGUUGUCGACACGGAGAAGUUGCUGUCGCAGUGCUCGCUCAAGAUCAACACCGGUAAGGCCGGCAAGGACUUCACCUUCAGUCAGGAUGAUUCCGUGGUCGUCUCGCUAGACAAGUCCGGCCGAGUCAAGUUCUGGGAUGUUCGUGACUUGACCGCGACGAAGAGCGGCAGCGACCCUCGCCACCCUGUGCCUGAGCACACGUCCAUGGAGGUCCGGGAUCCCCUGAUGACACUGGGCAGCACACCCGAGGGCGAGAAGGCGUGGCCGACCUCAGUCCUGCUGCUCGACAAGCAGCGCCCUUACCAGAAGCGCUGUGCUUUGCGUUACAUGAUUGUUGGCAUGAAGCAGAACCACACGCUGCAGCUGUGGGACCUCGCGCUGGGUAAACCAGUGCAAGAGUUCAACCUGCCGCACAGCAAGGAGUCGGAUGCGGUGUGCAGUGUCAUGUACCACGCCGCCUCUGGCAUGAUUAUCAUCGGCCACCCAACCCGCAACUCGGUCUACUUUGCCCAUCUGUCGGCGCCCAAGUACAACCUCAAGAGCAUGUCGCAGGCGGAAUACAUUGAACGCCUUGUUGCGCAAGACUCCUCCAUCCCUCAGCCGGAUAGUACUGCUGUCAUUAGUGGAGUCCGCGAGUACUCCUUUGAGAACCGGGGAGUCCUCCGCAGUCUCGACAUCCUGCCGCAGCCCGCCAUAGCGCAGGACACUGACGAGGCCGCCUUGUUCGAGCUGUACGCCAUGCACUCCAAGGGAGUCGCCUGCCUGUUAAUCAAGCAACGUGACCUCGGCUGGUCCAAGGACAACAAGGUGCUCGCCCCUGUCGAUGCGGUUAGUGAAGGUAUCGUCACCGUCUCCAAGCUGAAGACACCCCAGGCCAUGGAAGCCGAAGUCAAGGAGACGCCUGUCCCCAUUCGCAACGGCAAUCGUGGGGCCAAGGACACGACGGCUGCCCCCGUUCCGUCCGUCGACACUUCUGUUGAUCCUGACACCUCCACCAAGAACAAGCCGGAGCCCAAGGACGUGGAGAUGCCCGCGGCGCCCCCGGUCAAGGAGAAUCAACCCGAGAAGCCAGAGCGCAAGCCUCGUAAGAAGAAGGGCGCUGCUGCUGCUGCCGCGGCUGCCGCGAACAACCAGGGGGACGCCACAACGAAUGGAGCAUCGAGUGGUCCCAAUGCAGGCAAGGGUGGAAACGGCUCAGGCAUGUCCAACGAAGCACUCAACAGCGCCGUCGCCAGCAUGGAGACACGCAUCACAGCAGGCCUGGCCGACGCUCUCAAGGGCUCUCUCAAGGGCCUGCAGACCCAGAUCGACGACAGUGCUCGCGAGCGCGACGUGAGCUUCAAUGAACACCAGCGCAAGCUACUGGACAUGGUGUCCGAGGUUCUGAACGACAACACCCAGAAGGUGCUGCAGGCACUCAUUCACCACCAGUUCACCGAGCAGGUCAUCCCUGCGAUUGGCGAGACUGCUGGCCGGGCUGUGACGGAGCUGCUGGACCACAAGCUCCAGCCCAAUGUCGCCAAGGCUGUCCACAAGGAGAUCCAGAACACUCUGCCGCAAGCUGUCAACCGGUCUCUCCGCGCGAAUGACUUUGUGCAGAGCGUAACCGAUCGCAUUGGACCGCAUGUUGCGCAAGCCGUGCAGCAGGAGGUGGUGGCCUCGCUCACGCAGCGCCUCGCGCCGACGCUCACCAACGCCGUCACUCAAUCGACAAAGCAGAUGUCGACCGACCUGCGCCAGCAGUACCACGAGCAAUACGAGCACCUCAAGGCACAGCGUGCUGCUGACUCGCAUAAGAUUGAUCAGCUGAAGACGCACGUGCAGCAGAUGGCGGACAUGAUCUCGCAAAUGGCAUCGUCGCAGUCGGCGUUGCAGGCUGAAAUUCUGAAGCUCAAGCAAACCCCCGUGCACGAGCUUCCCGGCCUCCCAGGGCCGCAGGGUCAUCCUGGCAUGCCAGGUCCUCAACAGAGCUACGGCGGUGGCGUUCACGGCCAGCCGGGGCCCAUGCUGCCCAGCCAGCAAUCCAGCUAUGCGCCCAGCCAGGCCCCGAGCCACGCGCACACCUACGCUGGCUCCCCCCAGUACGCCCGCGGCGGGCAAUUCGUGACCAGCCCUCCCGGCUCUCACGCGCAGUCUGAGCAGCUGGCCGGCUCGCAGCACAGCGUGUCGGCGAUUGCAAGCACUCUGGCCAGUCAACUGAACCGGCCCGAGGCGCAAGCCGACCAGGAUCUCCAGCAGCGCAGCCGUCGCAUCGACCAACUCAUCCAGGAGGAUCGCCUACAGGACGCAGUGAUCCAAUGGAUCCAGAGCGGGCAUGAGGAUCUCAUCUUCAAGCGGACUAUGUCUCGCUACCCGCCUUCCAAGUUUGAGAACCUGCCACCGCUGAUGCUUCUUGUCAUGAUUGCUACGAUCUCCAAGGACAUCAAGCCCAACGCGCUCCUGAAGGAGGAAGUGGAUUGGAUCGAGAUGGCCAUCCGGUCGUUUGACAAUGACAUUCACAACCACGACUGGAACGCGCAACCAUACCGCGACGUAGCCCGCAGCGGCAAGCAGACGAUGCAGCUGCUCGUGACGCGCAUGCAGGCGCUGAGCAGCGGCAUCCAGCCCGGGUAUCCGAUCGACCCGUUCCUGGCGAAUGUGGACAAGAACAAGUUGGACUGGAUUGUGCGGACGUCGGACAACAUCCUGCACAAGUUUGCGGCCAUGGGUCACUACGAAUGA